Owenia fusiformis is the source of this 1558-nucleotide messenger RNA. The record is from the annotation of a GenBank genome assembly. NCBI's taxonomy places the organism in Eukaryota, Metazoa, Annelida, Polychaeta, Sabellida, Oweniidae.
AUUUGUUUGAAGAAAGUGACAUUGAUGACUAUGGUGACAAAAGUGAAUCAAUGACAUGUCAUGAGUUUACAAGAAAGCUUCCCAAGACUGUUCGGAAAAGAGGCCAUUUGCAAGCCAAAGAAUUCUUUAACUUAUCAUACAACAACACGGCAUACUUAGAUGCCAUUCGCUACAUUUAUCCUGCUAAGAAUUUGUGCGAAAGAAAAUCUUACACCGAAAAACUAAUUUUGAUUCUCAUAAUAUCAGAUACUUCAGUAAGUGGGAGUAUAUUCAGGCAGGCAAUAAGAGCAACAUGGGCCAAAAAUUUAACUGAACAAAAUGGCUGGACUAUCAGAAUUGGAUUCAUCAUUGGGAACCAAACUCAUGGCAGACAAAGGACAAACAUUUCUGAAGAGGUUCACCACUAUCAUGACAUAAUCCAAGCAAGUAUUGGAGAUGGUUAUGAUAAAUUAACUGAAAAGACAAUAAUGGGAUUUCGUUGGGCUCAGCAAUACUGCUCUAAAGCUUUACUCAUCAUGCGAAUCACUCAUGAUGUUGUUGUGAAUGUGCGUGGUCUCAUUAAAGAAGCAGAGUUAUUUCAUGCACAGCAAACAACAAGACUAUACCUUGGGAAAACUAUCCGCAAUGCUACAAUCAUGAAAAGGGGCAAAUACAAAUUCAGAAGCCCUGUACGCUGGCCUACUAACAAAUACCCUGCAUUUCAAGCUGAACCAGGAUAUGUAAUCUCCAUGGACUUAGCCAUUGAGUUGAAUGCUAUGUUUUGUAGGACACCAAUUGCCUUUCCAGAUGAUACCUAUGUUGGCGCCUUAGUUGAUGCAUUAGGUGUCAAUGCUACUACCAGGAAAUUAUUCACCUUUUCUCACAGGUAUAAAGAGAAUGACUUGAUUAUGGUUACUAAUAACACCAUUAUUGUUCAUUUUGUAAGAUGGACCUCAAAAGCUGUAGAAAAGAACCCUACCUUUUUGUACAAUGACAUGAAAAAAGUGUCUGAUGCAUUGUUAAGAAAUAAUGCAAAAGCAAUAAAGGAAAGUUACAGGGUUGGACGAAAUAAACCAAUUCUCAAACCAAAAUUGAAAUAUAGAAAUGUGCUAAGAAACAAAAACGCGAAGGUUCCAGCAUCUAAAAGACGGUUAAUAUCCCAAAAGUAUAGAAUAUGACAUUCAUACCUUAUCUUGAUUAGAAGUUGUAUGAGGUAAAUGAUUUGCUAUAAAAUAGAUGUAUCUAUUUGCAUUGUCAUUCAAUUUCUUAACCUCUUUAAGUAACUGGAUAAAAUGAUUACCUUGUUUAAGAAAUAAUCUUUCAAGUGGAACAAAUUGAAAAUACAGUUUUAUUUCAAAAUGUAAGGAAAAAAUAAUGAGGACAUCAUAUGUACAUUAAUCUGUUUAUGUCAUCAAAUAUUAAUCACUUUUGUAUAUUGAAUGUUUUUGAUUUAGCUGACUUCAAUUUUGAUAUUGUGAAUUUUACACAUAUGUUCUAGAUGUCAAGUGAUUUGAUGUGAGAUCUUUUUUGAUGGGAGUUUCUACUAACAGGAGUUGCUGUUUUUCUAAUUGUUUCAUAU